AUUAAACCUAUUAUUUCUAGUUGCGACAUCGUCUUUUAGUUUAAAAGUUUCCGCUACGAGCCGCCACCAUACUUGUUGAGAUCGCAAUCAAAAUCGAUCGUAGUACAGUUCAAUGUGAAUCAGACACUUCUUUUAUUUCUUGAAUACGAAAUUGGUCUCGAUAUCGCCGCGUCUUGGACGUAAUUCGAUCAUGUCGGUCGCCAAGGCCGGCAAAAAUAAUCGCCGUUUGAGGAAAAGAGCACGAACGCUUACUUAAUGACGCACCGCGGCGUGUUAUUUUAUCUCGGAGUUGCUUCCGCGGGAUACCGCAGUAUCCUUUCGAAUCGCGAGUGUUUGUGCCGCGCGUAACUGCCUCGGCCGCGUGAUUUGUCAAAAGUACAUCGGCUUUACGAGUGAAACGAUGACACGUCGAUGGAUGACGACUACCGUCCUCUUCUUCUUGGCGACGCGACUCUUCGUGUUUGUUCAUUCGCAGUACAAGGACCACGAGAGACUCUGCGAGUCCCAACAGACCUGCCAGAGGUGCCUGCAAACGCCGCAAUGCGCCUGGUGCUCCACGACGAACGAGAAUGCUCCUCCGCUGCGAUGCGUGUCCAGAGAAUCGUUUUUGAGAAGAAAUCAUUUCUGGUGUUCAGAAUCGGAUGUCGUAUAUUACAAUAAUAGUAUGACUGUGGAAGAAAAUCGAUCUUUAUCCUCAAUCAAAGGUAGUGAAGUUCAGGUGCAACCUCAAAAAAUACGCUUGCAUCUUAGGCGAGGUGAGGAACAACGCGUGAUUAUGAAAUACAGACAGAUUGAAGAUUACCCCGUGGAUCUUUAUUACCUCAUGGAUCUAUCUGCAUCCAUGGAGCCGUAUCGGGAACAGUUGUCGAAGCUCGGCCUGCAGCUAGCGAAAGCUAUGCAAAACCUCACGUCGAAUUUCCGCAUCGGCUUUGGCAGCUUCGUGGACAAAGUCACUCUUCCGAUGACUAAUACACAGCCUGAAAAACUAAGAGAACCUUGCUAUUUGGACAACAGAAAACAACCGUGCGCACCGCCUUACAGUUACAUCAAUCAGUUGCGUCUCACAGAGAAAGUAAUGGAAUUUGAGAGCCAGGUACAAAGAGCGCCAGUCUCCGGCAAUCUGGACAGACCCGAAGGCGGACUAGAUGCUAUGAUGCAGGUCAUAGUAUGCACCACAAAAAUCGGCUGGCGCCAAAAGGCACGUCAUCUCAUCGUGUUCUCGACCGACGCGCCGUCCCAUAUCGCCGGUGACGGUAAACUUGCAGGGGUGGUCGAGCCCAACGAUUGCAAGUGUCAUUUGGACGACAGAGGAGCCUACAAUUACUUCCUCGAGCAGGAUUACCCAUCGAUUUCUCAGAUCAAUCGGAAGGCACGUGAGCACAACAUGAACAUCAUCUUCGCAGUGCCUCAUAUUAGGAAUAUUACCUAUUCGGAAUUGAGUCGCAAAAUCAGUGGAUCCUCAACCGGAAUUCUCAAGGACAAUUCGGAGAAUGUCAUUGCUUUAGUGAGCAAAGAAUACGAGAAAUUAGUGGACACGGUAACGCUGGUCGACACCGCGCCGAAGAUGAUCGAUAUCAAAUAUUUCUCGAGGUGUUUAAACAAGACUGGAGAUUUACUGGAACGUCACGAAUGCGAAGGACUUCGCGUACAUAACGACAUUGAAUUUGAGAUUGUGCUUAAGGUCACGGAGUGCCCUGCGAAUCCGAAGGAUUGGAAACAAACUGUACAUAUCAAACCCAGAGACUUAAAUGAGACUCUGACUAUCGACGUAGAGAUCAUAUGCGACUGCCCUUGUGAGAGACCUGGGAACUCGGGAUAUCAGCCGAACGCCACGCAGUGCAAGGGUAACGGCACCUCGGUGUGCGGCGUGUGUUUCUGCAAUCCCGACUUUUACGGGAAGAAGUGCGAGUGCAAGGUAAACGAGGUUCGUGGUAGCAACGCGAUCUCGACCGUCGACUGCAAACCCAACAACCAAACCGACGAGAUCUGCAGCGGCCACGGCACGUGCAAAUGUGGCGUGUGCGACUGCGAAAGACGACCGAAACCAAAGGAAUUGUUCUACGGCAAGUACUGCCAAUGUGACAAUUUCUCUUGUCAACGUAGCGGCGGCGAGCUUUGCGGCGGGAGGGGUAGGUGUGACUGCGGUACCUGCAAUUGCGAUCCAGGAUGGGGUGGCGAGAAGUGUGACUGCAAGGAGAGCAACAGCACAUGCAUCCCGCCGUCGAGCGGGAACGUCGAGAUUUGCAGCGGUCGCGGCGAUUGCAUCUGCGGCAGCUGCCACUGUCAUGAAUGGAACAAUAUCCGAUACUCCGGGGAAUAUUGCGAGGAGUGUCCUACAUGUCCAGGACAACGAUGCGAGGAGCUCAAGGACUGCGUGGAGUGCACGGUGUACAAAACAGGACGGCUUGCAAAGAACGGAAAAUGCAGCUUAUGUUCGCACGACAUUGAUAUCAUCAAAGUCGUCGAAGAAGAUCCUUCGGACGAGGAGACCGGUGCCCGCAUAUGUCGUACACCCGGCGACGAAGGCUGCACGUUCGUUUUCAAAUAUCAGUAUAACAGUAAUCGCGGGGACAUCAAACUCUACAAGAUUCAAGCUCAAGAAGAAAGAUCCUGUCCGACACCUAUUAAUGCCUUGGGUGUUGCGCUGGGCGUCAUCAUAAGCACCGUCGUCAUCGGUUUCCUGAUUCUCCUCAUUUGGAAGAUCCUCACAAUGAUCCACGACAAGAGAGAAUACGCCAGGUUCGAGAAAGAGCGCGCCCUCGCCAAGUGGGAUAGGGGUGAGAAUCCUCUCUACAAACCGGCGACGUCCACCUUCAGCAAUCUGGCAUACAAUGAGAACACGAAUGGAUAAUUUAUAAUUUAAACUCAUUGUGAUAUAUCACAAACUUAGCAUAAGUUAUGCUUCAAAUUAUAUUUCUCCUAAAAAAGAGAAAUUAUAUUUCUCCUCGUUAAAAAUUAACAUAACGCUUUGAACAAGAAGUCGGCGAAGUUGCUUUAGCUUCAGUGAUAUUAUUUUUAUAUAACGCCAUUUUUAUAUAUUUUAUAUAUAUUUUAUAUAUACACUGAAACUUAGUGGUCACCUUUGCAUUUUUUAAAUUGAUAUUCUAUUUCUUGCGUAAAAGACAGAAUUUUGAAAUUUUUUAAUUUUCAUCAAACGCCUCCUUUAUUCUGACGGAAUAUUCAGUUCAAUUAUAUCUUUUACACAAGAAACAGGAUAUUAAAAAUGAAAAUAAUCAAAGCUGAUCGUUUAUUAUCUAGUGUUAAGAUAUUUCUAGAUGUUAAGGACUGCUUAAUUUAUUGUUUUAUAUUUCGACGUUGCAAAUAUUGUAAAUACGUCGAUCAAUUGAAUUGAAAAAUACAUACGCACGGCGCGAGACGUUCGUGCACGUUCAACGAAACAAAAUGUAUACGAGUCUUAUACACUUUGUUGUAUAAAUGUCAUGGAAUCAUAUUACAUACGAGCGGGAAUACCCUUCGCAAGAGUAACGGGAGACUUCAACGCCAGUCAGCGGAUCUAUCGACUGGAUCCGACGACUGGCGCCGCGUUAAGUGAACGUCUCGAACGAGCCGCGGUGGCUCGCCAUGUUGUUUAAUUGCCGCAUAAUGAGACGACCAAUCGGCAGCGAGAAUUUCACUCACCGUCUCGUGCAAAAACGAGCAAAACUCACAACGGCUCUUUCUCCUUCUCCAUUGCCUCGCAUACUUCUCGCGCUCAUCGAGCUCGUAAUAAUACAUCUUCGCAAAUACUUCCUGCUUCCCCCUAUUCAUUGCGAGAUCUAGUCGCGUAGGUUUCCCAGCGGCACUUUUCAUCAUUUUGCUCUAUCCUCGUAAAGCUACUUUCACACCGACCAGUCGCGGAAUCACGAAAAUUA
This is a messenger RNA of Odontomachus brunneus, 3872 nucleotides long. Its product is annotated as integrin beta-PS-like. The transcript is spliced from 16 exons. The record is from RefSeq and is a predicted model, not a curated record. Gene Ontology annotation, molecular function: integrin binding. Gene Ontology annotation, biological process: integrin-mediated signaling pathway; cell migration; cell adhesion mediated by integrin. Gene Ontology annotation, cellular component: focal adhesion; cell surface; integrin complex. NCBI's taxonomy places the organism in Eukaryota, Metazoa, Arthropoda, Insecta, Hymenoptera, Formicidae. Bases 401 to 2851 code for a protein of 816 amino acids.